CCUCAACAGGAUCCAGUGGACCGUCAGCAGAAGAUAAGGAUCAGGAUCUGUGGAACCCGUCUCACCAGUUCAGCCAGGCAGGGCCAACAGCAGCAGCUGCUGAGGAGCCUGGAGGAACUCCUUGUCCAGGACAGUGCUGCUGCAUUCUUCUCUCGGGAAGGAAGGGGGGUGAGGAGCUGUGGCUGAACGGCAGCCAUGCACCGCUUAAGGACUACAGUUGCAAGGCUUCGGCCUUUAACGGCUGCACAGACAGCCCAGAGCCUAUCACAGCCCAGGCCGUUGGCGGUCGAAGGGGGCUUAAGGACGUUUCAGCCCGCGAGGCGCUUGAACACAUCUGUGGCCGCUGAGCCGUUUCUCAAUGGCACCAGCUCCAACUACGUGGAGGAGAUGUACUAUGCAUGGCUGGAGAAUCCCAGGAAUGUGCACAAGUCCUGGGAUAUAUUUUUCCGUAAUGCUAACGCAGGGGCUCCGCCUGGUGCGGCCUACCAGAGCCCUCCACCCUUCGCUGGGACUUCUCAGGGACUGGCCAGUGUCCAGGCACUGGUGGGGGCUCAGCCCAACGUGGAGAAGCUGGUGGAGGAUCAUUUAGCGGUGCAGUCACUCAUACGAGCAUACCAGGUACGAGGGCAUCACAUAGCGAAGCUGGACCCGCUGGACAUCAGCUGUGUGGACUUUGACGAUGCCCCGUGUACCGUUGGUUUCCAGAACGUUGGUUUCUACGGGCUGGCUGAAUCCGACCUGGACAAGGUGUUCCGGCUUCCUACCACCACCUUCAUCGGUGGCAAUGAGAGCUCUUUGCCUCUCAGGGAAAUCAUACGCCGCCUUGAGAUGGCCUACUGUCAACAUAUCGGAGUCGAGUUUAUGUUCAUUAAUGACGUUGAGCAGUGCCAGUGGAUCAGGCAGAAGUUUGAGACUCCAGGAAUCAUGCAGUUCAGUCUGGAGGAGAAGAGGACUCUGUUGGCCAGGAUGAUCCGAUCCACCAGGUUUGAGGAGUUUCUCCAGAGGAAGUGGUCGUCUGAGAAACGCUUCGGUCUGGAAGGUUGUGAAUCGCUCAUCCCAGCCCUCAAGACCAUCAUCGACAAGUCCAGUCAGAGCGGAGUGGAGAGCGUGAUCAUGGGCAUGCCUCACAGAGGUCGGCUGAAUGUGCUCGCUAAUGUGAUCCGGAAGGAACUGGAACAGAUCUUCUGCCAGUUUGACUCCAAACUAGAAGCUGCAGAUGAGGGUUCUGGUGAUGUGAAAUAUCAUUUGGGGAUGUAUCACAAAAGGAUGAACCGGGUCAGCGACCGCCUCAUCACGUUGUCACUCAUGGCGAACCCGUCCCACCUUGAAGCAGUGGACCCAGUGGUGCAGGGAAAAGCCAAAGCUGAGCAGUUCUACUGUGGCGACACUGAGGGCAAGAGGGUGAUGUCUAUUCUGCUUCACGGUGAUGCUGCAUUUGCAGGCCAGGGCAUCGUGUACGAGACGUUCCACCUGUCUGAUCUGCCGUCUUACACCACCCACGGCACCAUACAUGUGGUGGUCAACAACCAGAUUGGCUUCACGACAGAUCCCAGGAUGGCUCGAUCAUCUCCUUACCCUACAGACGUGGCUCGGGUCGUAAAUGCUCCCAUCUUUCACGUCAAUGCAGACGACCCAGAGGCCGUGAUGUAUGUGUGUAACGUGGCAGCUGAGUGGAGGAACACCUUCCAUAAAGAUGUGGUCGUAGACCUGGUAUGUUACAGACGUAACGGCCAUAAUGAGAUGGACGAGCCGAUGUUCACACAGCCGCUGAUGUACAAACAGAUCAAGAAGCAGAAAGGCGUCCUGCAGAAGUUUGCUGAGAAAGUCAUUGCUGAGGGAGUCAUCACGAUGCAAGAGUAUGAGGAGGAAGUAGCGAGAUACGACAAAAUCUGUGAGGAGGCCUACGCUCGCUCCAAAGACGAGAAGAUCCUUCACAUCAAACACUGGCUGGACUCACCCUGGCCUGGUUUUUUCACCCUCGAGGGUCAGCCUAAAAGUAUGAACUGCCCUUCGACUGGCAUCAGCGAAGAGGAGCUCGGCCACAUCGGAAACAUCGCCGCCUCUGUUCCUGUUGAAGAUUUCACCAUACAUGGAGGUUUGAGUCGGAUCCUAAAGGGUCGCGGCAACAUGGUGAAUCAGCGGGUGUGCGACUGGGCUCUCGGGGAGUAUAUGGCCUUUGGUUCUCUGCUCAAAGAAGGGAUCCAUGUGCGUCUCAGUGGACAGGAUGUGGAGAGAGGCACAUUCAGCCACCGACACCACGUUCUCCACGACCAGAACGUGGAUAAGAGGAUCUGCAUCCCCAUGAACUACAUCUCCCCUGACCAGGCUCCGUACACUGUCUGCAACAGCUCUCUGUCUGAAUAUGGAGUUCUAGGUUUUGAAUUAGGCUUCGCCAUGGCCAGUCCCAACGCGCUGGUCCUGUGGGAGGCCCAGUUCGGAGACUUCCACAACACGGCUCAGUGCAUCAUCGACCAGUUCAUCAGCUCGGGCCAGGCCAAGUGGGUCAGACAGAACGGCAUCGUGCUGCUGCUUCCUCACGGCAUGGAGGGAAUGGGUCCAGAGCAUUCGUCGGCCCGUCCUGAAAGGUUUCUCCAGAUGUGCAACGAUGACCCAGAUGUUUUCCCUAAACUGUCGGAGGACUUUGCAGUGCGUCAGCUCUACGACUGUAACUGGAUCGUUGUCAACUGCUCGACUCCUGCAAACUACUUCCACGUCCUCCGCAGACAGAUCCUGCAGCCGUUCAGGAAGCCUCUGAUUGUGUUUACACCCAAGUCGUUGUUGCGCCACCCUGAGGCCAAGUCCAGCUUUGAUGACAUGCUGCCAGGCACACACUUCAAACGAAUCAUCCCAGACGACGGAGCUGCAGCCUCCGGCCCAGAAAAGGUGAAGAGAAUCAUUUUCUGCACCGGGAAGAUCUACUACGAACUGACCCGGGAACGCAAGAACAGAGGCAUGGACGAGGCUGUAGCUGUAGUCCGCAUCGAACAGCUCUCACCGUUCCCCUUCGACCUGGUGAAAGCAGAAACCGAUCGAUACCUGAACGCUGAUCUGGUUUGGUGUCAGGAGGAGCACAAGAACCAGGGCUACUAUGACUACAUCAAGCCCCGCAUCCGCACCACCAUCAGCCGCACCCGCCCCGUCUGGUACGCUGGUCGUGAUCCUGCAGCAGCUCCGGCCACCGGGAACAAACAGACUCACCUGAUGGAGCUGCAGCGUUUACUGGACACGGCGUUCGAUCUGGAGGCGUUCUCAGGAAAAGUUUAACAGCUCGUCCACACCUCCCUCCUCCCUCCUCCCUCCACACAUCAGUCCUCUCUCUGCCUGCAACAUUUUGCAAUGAUGUGUUUUUUCCUCAGACUCUUCACAUAUCAGACCUGAUAACAGGUGUAAUCUAAACGCACAAUGACUUUAACACUGUUACCAAGAAGACCUCAUGUUCACAGUGACGGACGCUAGAACAAAAAAAAAGAGAGAACCUGCAUUGAAUGUACGACUUUAUAAAAAAAUCUCAUUUUUAAGACAUUUUAUUUGUUUUUAUUUUAUCAAUCACAAAAUCAUUUCCACAUGCUCUGCAUGUCCAGAAUCCUUCAAAAACACGGUUAAUAAUCACAAAUAUUUGAUUUCAUCUGAUGAUUUCAUCAUUUUCAUAGUAAUGAUACACAUAUUUAAAGAAACAGUCACGAUAACACCCUCUUAUCAGACUGGAAACAGCUAGCCUGACUGUCCAAAAGGAAUAAAAUCAGACAGCACAGCUAAAGAUCAAUAAUCAACAAGUUAUAUCUGAUUGAUUUAUCUGCUCAAAAACUCACAGUGUAAAAAUGACAGUUAAUAGUUUUACAGGAGGUUUUUUUGAGCUUUAAAGGUGCGGGAGGGCGGAUAUUUGUAAACUUUGCACAGAGCUAGGCUAGCUGUUUCCAUCUGUUUCAAGCCUUUAUGCUAAGCUAAGCUAACCAGCUGCUGGUUGUAGCUUCACACUCAACACUACAAACAUUAGAGUCUUAAAAAAUGUCAAACUGUUCCUUUAAACUGGAUUUUCAGUGAUGACAUCAGACCUGACAAAGCUGCAAUGCAUCAUAACCUGAAACAAUAUUUCUGAAUGGUAUUUAAUUAAGAUUUAAUACAAAAUAAAUGACAUUUUGAAACAAAACAUUUUGACAGAAUUCAUGCAGUGACUUUAAAAUGACGGAGGGGUUUUACCUCCAUGUUUUCAGAGGAGAGGCCUCUGUUUCUUCCUGCAUUUACAUUUCACAUUAACUCUCCUCUCUUCAGUUUCUUUCCCUUAUUUUUCUCAAUUUUUCAUACAUUCUGCUUUAAUUUUUAUUUAUUCCUCCCUCCGGCGUUCAACUCACCGUCCCACCUCAUCACUGUAAACGUCUCCGUCUGUGCCAAAUGUAACAGAUUACUUGUUUCAUUUUAAUACAAAUAAUGAAAAAAAAUAAAUUGCCAGUAAUGGUAGUGACUUGUGUAAAGACAUGACAAGAAUCCUCAGCUCCUCAGAUUUGAAGGAUGUAUUUAUUUUCAUAUGGUGUUCCAUGUUUUAUUGUUUUCAGCAAAUAAAGGUUAAACUUCCUGUUGAA
This is a messenger RNA of Lates calcarifer (barramundi perch), 4577 nucleotides long. RefSeq names its product oxoglutarate dehydrogenase b (gene ogdhb). The transcript has 22 exons. The record is from RefSeq and is a predicted model, not a curated record. Gene Ontology annotation, biological process: tricarboxylic acid cycle. The coding region runs from base 196 to 3264 and encodes 1022 amino acids. Lineage: Eukaryota; Metazoa; Chordata; Actinopteri; Centropomidae. Gene Ontology annotation, molecular function: oxoglutarate dehydrogenase (succinyl-transferring) activity; thiamine pyrophosphate binding. Gene Ontology annotation, cellular component: mitochondrion; oxoglutarate dehydrogenase complex.